Messenger RNA from Mercurialis annua (annual mercury), 816 nucleotides. RefSeq names its product E3 ubiquitin-protein ligase RHA2A. Gene Ontology annotation, molecular function: ubiquitin protein ligase activity. The record is from RefSeq and is a predicted model, not a curated record. NCBI's taxonomy places the organism in Eukaryota, Viridiplantae, Streptophyta, Magnoliopsida, Malpighiales, Euphorbiaceae. The transcript has a single exon. Gene Ontology annotation, biological process: protein ubiquitination. Bases 51 to 566 code for a protein of 171 amino acids.
CACCACACCCCUUCUCUUUCUAUCCCGCCCCACCCCUCCCCUCUCCCACCAUGGGCUUACAAAACCACCUCAACGACGUGUCGUCCGACUCCAUCCCCUUGCUCCUCUUAGCAAUCAUCGCCAAAUCCAUCGAUCAUCUCCGCUCCUUCUUACUCUCCCUCUUCAAUUCCAUCGGCUUCUCCCGAUUAAUCAACUCGUCCUCGACUCAGUCUCAUCAACCCAUCGAUAAUCUGUUCGGUUCGUCGUCCGGCCUCGCCGGUCUCGUCGUGCUCUCCGAACAGCUGAAUUUCAACCGGAUUUUUUCUUACCGGUACAUUACUAAUCAUCGAGGCGGAGGCGCCGACGAGGGCUGUGUGGUGUGUUUGUGUAAGCUGAGAGACGGUGAUCAGGUACGGAAGCUUGAUUGCCGACACGUGUUUCAUAAGCACUGCUUUGAUGGCUGGCUUGAUCAUCUUAACUUUAAUUGCCCUCUCUGCCGGUGUCCGCUUGUUUCCGAUGAGCGCGUUGUCUCCACGCGCCAGCGUGUCGGGGCUGAUUUGGUCAAUUGGUUCUCCUCUGUCAGGUGAUGAUGGACGGUGAUGAUAUAUAGAUGCUUUUUGUGAUGACAUUUAUGGUUAUAUAUAUAUGUGUUGCUUAGGAUUUGUUUUUUAUUUUUUUUUUCUUUUUGAGAUUUUCCAUUUUUUUAAGAGCUCUCUCGAGAGUUCUUUUUUACUGCUUGUAAAUUGUUUUCCUAGAUUUAGUAUUUUUCUUGAGAGUUACCUCUGUACAAAGGCUAUUCAUAGUCUAUAUAAUUUACACUGCUUUUACAUUUUCUAA